Armigeres subalbatus is the source of this 740-nucleotide messenger RNA. RefSeq names its product histone H3.3A-like. Bases 78 to 488 code for a protein of 136 amino acids. The record is from RefSeq and is a predicted model, not a curated record. Gene Ontology annotation, cellular component: nucleosome; nucleus. NCBI's taxonomy places the organism in Eukaryota, Metazoa, Arthropoda, Insecta, Diptera, Culicidae. Gene Ontology annotation, molecular function: structural constituent of chromatin; protein heterodimerization activity; DNA binding. The transcript has a single exon.
CAUUCGAAGUGUUUUUAUCGUACCAUUGUAGAAGUUCAAGUCGGGAAAGCUUUUGUCACCGUUAUAAAAUAUAAACAAUGGCUCGUACCAAGCAAACUGCACGCAAAUCCACCGGCGGAAAGGCUCCCCGCAAGCAGCUGGCCACAAAGGCGGCUCGCAAAAGUGCACCAUCUACCGGCGGCGUCAAGAAACCUCAUCGCUAUCGGCCCGGAACGGUGGCCCUGCGUGAAAUCCGUCGCUACCAGAAAUCGACCGAGAUGCUGAUCCGGAAGCUUCCCUUCCAACGGUUGGUCCGCGAGAUCGCGCAGGAUUUCAAGACGGAUCUCCGCUUUCAGAGUGCCGCCAUCGGUGCCCUGCAGGAAGCCAGCGAAGCCUACCUGGUGGGCCUGUUCGAGGAUACGAAUCUUUGUGCGAUCCAUGCCAAGCGGGUCACCAUAAUGCCGAAGGACAUGCAGCUGGCUCGACGGAUCCGUGGCGAGAGGGCGUAAAGCGCUGGGGCAGAGUUAGGAGCAGCAGAACCAAACGGCCCUUUUCAGGGCCACAAAAUGCUUUUCAAAAGAGUUUGGUUUUGUAACUUUCUUAGAUUUCUAUUUACUAGAAAUCUAAGUAGUUGAAAAAAUACUGCAGAAUGUCCUUUGUAGUCUUGGCUUGGACAAGUUUCAAGCUUAUUUUAGUUUUGACAUAAUGUUAAUACAAUGAAAUUAAUACUGGAGUAUAAUCUGAAGAGCCGUAAUGAAAUU